AUGGUUCUGCUGGACACUACGUUCAAAUAAUCAAUGCGCCAACAGUGAAUUAUCGUGCAGUUUGCUCUUUCUUGAAAUCUUCCCAUGGAAUUGUAAUUAGCAUUUGCUUAUUUCAUAUUUGUUGUUUGCCGCCCGGCACAAACCACCCAUCAUGGGUGCUGUACUCUCUUUUGUCACCGGCUUCGUCGCGCCGGUAUUUAUCAUCGUGUCGCCAAUUACCUCAUAUGCCGACCAGAUUGCUGCAAUAUACAGAUCGAAAUCGAGUGCUGGGUUUUCUCUUGAUAUACCACUUAUAAUGCUUGCUGCGUCGAUUCUUCGCGUGUUUUACUAUCCUGGAGCGCAAUAUGAUAUGUCACUCUUAAUCCAAGCAACCAUUAUGAUCAUAGUCCAAGUUAUUCUGCUACACGUCGCCCUCGAAAACAGGCCGUCACCUUCGUCCAAAGGGGGGGAAGCAUCACAACCAUUUGCGGGUAUAAAGGAUGGAGAGUCUGGCAAUGCCAGGCCGUACAACUUCUGGCAAUGGAGAUCCCCUAAACCAUAUUGGCAAUUCCUCCUCUACCUCAUCAUUACCCUCAUGGCAUGCGAGCUCAUGUUCGCCCCAUUCGGCUUCGCAUACGACUUCUAUUCGUCGACAAUUGGCUACCUCGGCCUGGCCAUUGAAGCGACGCUACCGAUUCCACAGAUAUUAGCAAACAACAGGACGCGCUCCUGCAAGGGCUUCCGCUUCUCAGUUCUGGUGAGCUGGAUUGCUGGAGAUGCAAUGAAGAUGCUGUGGUUCUUCACCGCCACUACGGAGAUCCCAUGGGCGUUCAAAUUCUGCGGCAUGUUCCAGGCAUGCUGCGAUUCGUUCCUCGGCGUACAAUACUUCAUGUACGGCACCGGGGAGGCGGUUCCGAGCCACGCUCACAGUGGUAUUUCGAUACCGAGAUCUCCCAGAGCGGUCCAUAUACCCAUGUUGGAGAAAGAUGAUCGCUUAGACUGAAGAGAGAUCCGGUCCAACUGGGACUGAGUGUAUUAUAGAAGCACGACAGGCGGGUGUAUACAUGCCGUGCGAUGCUGCGGUGCCAUACGACUGAGACGGCCUCCAGAAGGUGAUUAGUUCAUUGUAUUAUGACUGACUGUUGUUAGUUCGGUAUAGGAGUUUGUAGAUGGAUAUAGUUGACAAGAUGAUGAUUAGAAUAAUAAUAUAAGCGCGUAGACGCGAAGGUUGCAAUAACCUUGGUUGUUUUGAAGUACAGCCCAGAGAGUCCGAGUCAUGCCUAGUAUUGAAAGCG
Molecule: messenger RNA, 1274 nt
Organism: Pseudogymnoascus verrucosus
Lineage: Eukaryota; Fungi; Ascomycota; Leotiomycetes; Thelebolales; Thelebolaceae
Exons: 3
Coding region: 152-982 (276 amino acids)
Biological process (GO): retrograde transport, endosome to Golgi; phospholipid translocation
Cellular component (GO): trans-Golgi network; endosome
Source: RefSeq, a predicted model, not a curated record